Molecule: messenger RNA, 1242 nt
Organism: Papaver somniferum (opium poppy)
Lineage: Eukaryota; Viridiplantae; Streptophyta; Magnoliopsida; Ranunculales; Papaveraceae
Product: putative F-box protein At1g32420
Exons: 1
Coding region: 1-1242 (413 amino acids)
Molecular function (GO): protein binding
Source: RefSeq, a predicted model, not a curated record
AUGCAAAUUCAGAUAUUAAGCAGGUUACCGGUUGAGUCACUAAUGAGGUUUAAGUGUGUGUGCACACGUUGGAAAUCAUUAAUCAGUGAAGAUCCAUGGUUGGUUGAGCUGCACAAUAAUCACUCGAAGAAGCAACCGUGUCUUGUUGUGGUACCUAAACAGAUUAAGGCUAGAAUCGAUGAAUGCACACAGAGAAGCUAUAAACUGAAGAGUUACUUGACAGCCAGCUUGUCAGUUGAACGCAAAACUAGGCAAACAACAACAAUGCACACUUUAUCGAAGAGGGAAUCAAAUUUUAUGGUUUUCGACUAUGUAAUUGGACCAGUAAACGGGUUAUUUGGUUUUGCCGAAAAUUACAUUUCAACUGUUACCAUCUACAAUUUUAGUACCCAGGAAGUAGUACAACAGUGCAGCAUGCCAACUUUAUUAACAAAAUCAAAGCAGUAUCCAUGUUAUGUUGCAGUUCCCGACUCCCAACAUUAUUUCUUUGGAUUCGACUCUACCAUUAACAAAUACAAAGUGGUUUGUGUUUGGAGAGUACAAGAUUGCCAAGCUUGUGAGGUGUUUACUUUAAACAGCAGCAUUACAUGGAAAAAAAUCGAUCAGGUAAUUCCACCAUGUUGUUUCCAUGAAAAGUAUGUUUUCGCAAAUAACUCCAUUUACUGGAGGAGUUCUGUUAAAGAUCUCCGUAGUCUUCGUUUCUUCGUCGAACAAUUAUCCAAAAUAGACACAAGUAAUGAUGAAGUCUUAGUGGCAUUUGAUCUUGGAAGUGAGAAGUUUAGAGUUAUUCAUGUUCCUAAUUUCGUUCCUCCUCGUAAUUCUCACUUGGACCUUUCCUGUCCUGAUGGUCGUACUUUUAAGUUUCAUCCGGUUUUGUUGGAAGUGGAUGGGCGUGUUGUUAUUUCUAAUAGACUGGAUUACGACAUUAUUGAACUGUAUGUAAUGGAUGAUGAAUGUGUCAACAAGGUGAAUGCAAACAUGAUGAAUUGGUCCAAAGAGAGUAUUGAAGUACCCAUUGUUUUGAACUACGCUUGGAUUGUUGUUUAUUCCCUUCCUGGAUCAGACUACAUACUCUUGGUAUGUUAUAAUUGUCAUGCAAAAAUAAGGUCUCCCUCUCUUUAUUUUUACAACAGAAAAAAGAAGACUUUCAAAAUGAUUAUCUUUGAUGAAUGGGGCUCUAAUUUUCACCAUCCUUAUAUGUAUUCGACUUUUGUGGAGAGCCUUUCCCCAUUUCGGUUUUAG